This is a messenger RNA of Aethalodelphis obliquidens (Pacific white-sided dolphin), 4396 nucleotides long. RefSeq names its product hyperpolarization activated cyclic nucleotide gated potassium channel 3 (gene HCN3). Lineage: Eukaryota; Metazoa; Chordata; Mammalia; Artiodactyla; Delphinidae. Gene Ontology annotation, biological process: sodium ion transmembrane transport; potassium ion transmembrane transport; regulation of membrane depolarization. Gene Ontology annotation, cellular component: dendrite; axon; HCN channel complex. The transcript is spliced from 8 exons. Gene Ontology annotation, molecular function: voltage-gated potassium channel activity. The record is from RefSeq and is a predicted model, not a curated record. Bases 2 to 2362 code for a protein of 786 amino acids.
CAUGGAGGCGGAGCAGAGGCCGACGACUAGGGCCAGCGAUGGGGCGACCCCUGGGCUGGAGAGGGCGCCUCCUGCUGCCCCGGCGUCUACAACCACGGCCUCGGAUCCGAUCCCUGGGUCCAGGCCCGGGACCGGGCCUGAGCCCAAGAGGAGGCAGCUCGGGACGCUGCUCCAGCCCACGGUCAACAAGUUCUCCCUUCGCGUGUUCGGCAGCCACAAAGCAGUGGAAAUCGAGCAGGAGCGGGUCAAGUCAGCGGGGGCCUGGAUCAUCCACCCCUACAGCGACUUCCGGUUUUACUGGGACCUGAUCAUGCUCCUGCUGAUGGUGGGGAACCUCAUUGUGCUACCUGUGGGCAUCACCUUCUUCAAGGAGGAGAACUCCCCACCUUGGAUCGUCUUCAACGUCCUCUCUGACACUUUCUUCCUGAUGGAUCUGGUGCUCAACUUCCGCACAGGCAUUGUGGUAGAGGAGGGUGCUGAGAUCCUGCUGGCACCGCGGGCCAUCCGCACACGCUACCUGCGCACCUGGUUCCUGGUUGAUCUUAUCUCCUCUAUUCCUGUGGAUUACAUUUUCCUGGUGGUGGAGCUGGAGCCCCGACUGGACACCGAGGUCUACAAAACAGCUCGGGCCCUGCGCAUCGUGCGUUUCACCAAGAUCCUCAGCCUGCUGCGGCUGCUCCGCCUUUCCCGCCUCAUCCGCUACAUACACCAGUGGGAGGAGAUCUUUCACAUGACCUAUGACCUGGCCAGUGCUGUGGUUCGCAUCUUCAACCUCAUCGGAAUGAUGCUGCUGCUAUGUCACUGGGAUGGCUGUCUGCAGUUCCUGGUCCCCAUGCUGCAGGACUUCCCUCCCGACUGCUGGGUCUCCAUCAACCAUAUGGUGAACUACUCGUGGGGCCGCCAGUAUUCCCACGCCCUGUUCAAGGCCAUGAGCCACAUGCUCUGCAUUGGCUACGGGCAGCAGGCACCUGUGGGCAUGCCCGACGUCUGGCUCACCAUGCUCAGCAUGAUCGUGGGUGCCACGUGCUACGCCAUGUUCAUCGGCCACGCCACUGCCCUCAUCCAGUCCCUGGACUCUUCUCGGCGUCAGUACCAGGAGAAGUACAAGCAGGUGGAGCAGUAUAUGUCCUUCCACAAGCUGCCAGCUGACACACGGCAGCGCAUCCAUGAGUACUAUGAGCACCGCUACCAGGGCAAGAUGUUUGACGAGGAAAGCAUCCUAGGAGAGCUGAGCGAACCACUUCGGGAGGAGAUCAUUAACUUCACCUGCCGGGGCCUCGUGGCCCACAUGCCACUGUUCGCCCACGCCGACCCCAGCUUCGUCACGGCCGUGCUCACCAAGCUACGCUUUGAGGUCUUCCAGCCGGGGGACCUCGUGGUGCGUGAGGGCUCCGUGGGCAGGAAGAUGUACUUCAUCCAGCAUGGGCUGCUCAGUGUGCUGGCACGUGGCGCCCGGGACACCCGCCUCACUGAUGGAUCAUACUUUGGGGAAAUCUGUCUGCUGACUCGGGGCCGACGCACAGCCAGUGUGCGUGCUGACACCUACUGCCGCCUCUACUCGCUCAGCGUGGACCAUUUCAACGCCGUGCUCGAGGAGUUCCCCAUGAUGCGCCGGGCCUUCGAGACAGUGGCCAUGGAUCGGCUGCGCCGCAUUGGCAAGAAGAAUUCCAUACUGCAGCGGAAGCGCUCUGAGCCAAGUCCAGGCAGCAGUGGGGGCAUCAUGGAGCAGCACUUGGUGCAACACGACAGGGAUAUGGCUCGGGGUGUUCGGGGCCUGGCCCCAGGCACAGGAGCUCGGCUCAGCGGAAAGCCGGUGCUGUGGGAGCCACUAGUGCACGCACCCCUGCAAGCAGCCGCCGUGACCUCCAAUGUGGCCAUUGCCCUGACGCACCAGCGGGGCCCUCUCCCCCUCUCCCCUGACUCUCCAGUCACCCUCCUUGCUCGCUCUGCUCGAAGAUCAGCAGGAGCAGGCUCCCCAGCCUCCCCACUUGUCCCUGUCCGAGCCGGCCCUCUGCUGGCCCGGGGACCCUGGGCAUCCACUUCCCGCCUGCCGGCCCCACCUGCCCGAACCCUCCAUGCCAGCCUAUCCCGGGCUGGGCGCUCCCAGGUGUCACUGCUGGGGCCUCCCCCAGGAGGAGGUGGACGGCGACUAGGACCUCGGGGCCGCCCACUCUCAGCCUCCCAGCCCUCUCUGCCUCAGCGGGCAGCAGGUGAUGGCUCUCCUGGGUGUAAGGGCUCAGGAGGUGAACGCCUGCCCCCCUCAGGGCUCCUGGCUAAGCCUCCAGGGACAGCCCAGCCCCCCAGGCCAUCAGUGCCUGAGCCAGCCACUCCCCGGGGCCCCCAACUCUCUUCCAACAUGUGAAACCUUUGGGUAAGCUCUUGGGUGCCGUAGCAUGUGCCAGAGGGCAGACGCCUCUUGGGGACACCAAGGGGACCUGAAACACUGCUCUAUGGGAGUAUCUCCCCUUAGUACCAAGAAGAUGGUCUCUGUUCUCAGCUCAGGCGCCUUGCAACCUGACAUCCUCCUAAUCCAUUCACCCAUUCAUCAAAGAUACUUAGCGCCUACCAUGUUCAAGGCACUGUACCAGACGCUGUAUGUCUCCACUGCCAAGUAGAAGUGACUCCAAGCCCUCUGAUGAGGGUAUUCCCCUAGCCAUGGUCCUGCCAGGUGCGGGCCUGGGCCCAUGAUCCCAUCUUACUAAGCACAAGUACUUGCCAUCACCAUCACUGCCAAGUAACUAGAUGUCUCUGUUUUCCUGCCCAUGACCUUGCAGGUUCUGCCUGGCAUGGUUAUCUUCCUGUCUGCUAGCAUAGCUGGGCACUGCCAAUUACCUGUCCCCCCACUGCUGUCAACAAAUGUCUUGGGUCCCUGGUGUGGGCAUCCAGCUUUACUGCCAUGCGUGGACCCUCCCUGUCUAUACCCCCUGAGUGGGAACACACAUCUCCUGACAAGUUCCUUGCACUCUCUGUCUCUGUGAUAGAACUGCCUUUUUGUAAACUGGGAGCCACCUCCUCCCUAUGCCCCUGUCCCAGUGACGACCCCCUUGAAGCUAAGGGAUUGUUGACACCCCCUUUAUUUAGUGUGCCAGCGUAGAUUCCCCCCAGGUUGGGGGCAAGUGAAUCCUUAGAUGGAAUUUUUUCUUUCCUUACUCCCUUCCUUAUUUAUUCAAUCAUUUAAUAAUUGUAUUUAUUCACUCAUUUGCUAAUUUUAUUUAUUAUCAAUUCAUUUUAUUUAUCCAUCUCUCCCAUCCCCUCCUGGUAGGGAGACAGGAAUGGGCAGAGCCCCUCCAUGCCAGCUCUUGUGGUCCUUGCCCAACUCCCAUCAGUGGCAAUACUUGAGCCCUCUCCCUAACUAGGUAGGAGCAGGAAGGCCACCUGAGAGGGAGAGGCGGACUGUUCUUAUUUUUAGGUUUUUUUUCCUUUCUACUGAGUUUGCUGCUGGUGCAGGAGUAAGGGGAGGGCCCGAGGUAACCAAGCCUGGGGAAGGGCAGGCUAGCCAGUACCUCUGCCUUCUCAGGGACAAGAGAAGCCCCCUAUCCCACCCCUCUGUCCCCACACCUACUCUACAGCAUCAGAGAAUGAGGGGCCAGGACCCUAAAUCUCCUUUUCUCCUGGGUGGGCAGUUCUGGGGUUCUGGGUGUGUGGGAGAGGUUUUAUAUUGCUUCCAAACACCUGGGUUUAAAAAGAAAAUAGAGACACUUGUUUUGGCUCCUGGCUUGUGUGUGGGAACAAAGUGGGCAUUCUGGGGUACAGGAGGAGGUAGCAGGAUACCUGACCCAGCAAGGCAUGAGGUGGGUAUGAGAGCAGCCAGGGAGCGGCCUGCAAGCCUAGAGGUGGUAGAGACAGUGACGGGAUGAGCCUGCCUGGCUCUCGGGGCUCCCCGCCUUCCAUCUACCCUAGCUUCCCCAAAAGGGUGGUGCUUUGAUAUCACUGACAGUGACAAUGAAGAAAGAGGUGGCACUCUCCUCGGGGGAUGCCCAGAUUAUCAUGAGGGCCACAUAAGAGAACAUAAAACUGCAUGGAUGUGAAAUAUUUUUUAAAUAGAGAUUUUGUGGAGACUGUGGACAUGAUUGUCCUGUUCCACUCACCUCUGCCCCCAGGUAUGGGAAGACUAGGGGAAUAGAAUUAAUCAGUUAAACUGGAUUAAAGGCUCAGAGUAUUUUAGGGACCAGUUAAGAGUAUCAGAUGCAGGGAAUGUACCAUUGGUGCUGUUGGAUGGCCAGGGCUUAAUUGGAUACAGACUUUCAAGGCCUGUGCGAAAUGGAGAGGGGGAGGGGGCACCCUGGAUGGCAGAUGUGGCCUAGGGAAGGGAGGAUUGGGAGUAGAGAAGACUUAGAGGUGGGGCAGUAGGAGGGAGCAGAAAGGAGGGACGGGUCCAGAGCUGGCUCGGUCAGAG